This is a messenger RNA of Haliotis rufescens (red abalone), 3970 nucleotides long. Its product is annotated as N-acetylated-alpha-linked acidic dipeptidase 2-like. NCBI's taxonomy places the organism in Eukaryota, Metazoa, Mollusca, Gastropoda, Lepetellida, Haliotidae. Gene Ontology annotation, molecular function: carboxypeptidase activity. The transcript has 18 exons. The coding region runs from base 296 to 2602 and encodes 768 amino acids. The record is from RefSeq and is a predicted model, not a curated record.
CACACACUGUCACCGUAGUGACCCAGGGGAUGGGAAAACAAAAUCAUUACAUUACAACAGCGUCUGAAUCUACAAGGAUGACAUUGUGAUGCACAACGAUGUAAUGCCUCAAAGUGUGACAUAUGUAACCAAGCACCACACAUAACAACAGUCCUCCAAGCACGGCCAUCCAUCAACAUUAUUGGAGCACCAGACAUCAGUCGCUGACUAUCCUCCUGCCCCACGAACCCACCCCCUCCCUCGCGUGAACGCAGCUUCCUCGGUGGUGGGAUCGCCGACUGAUUCCGCUGCAAGCAUGAUGAACAACAUGUCGCUCAUUGAUGGCACUAAGGUGGUCAAGGGGAGCGGAAAGGCAAAGUAUAUUGUGUGUGUGUUAGUCGCAGUGACGUGUUUGAUAGUAGGUAUCGUUGUGGGUAGAUAUGGACUUUGUGGUACCCCGGACGGAGUGUUUCUACCUGGAGUGUCGGAGACUAUUAAUAAAGACGGAGAUGCUGAUGUUGGAAAACGGUUGAUGGAUUCUAUAAGUAACACAGAGAUUGAGGACAAUUUGAGACUUUUGUCAAAACGGCCGCACGUAGCAGGAACCCCCGCGGAUCUGGAACAGUCGCUGAUAUUGAAGGAAUUUUGGGAAAAUGCCGGCUUCGACGACGUCAAGUUGACGCCGUACAACGUCCUGUUGUCCUACCCUGACCCGAAGGUGCCUAACGUGGUGCGCUUGUUGGACGAGAGAGGGGGAGUAGUGUACGAGUCCCCGUUAAAGGAAGCAGACCUGGCCGGGGAGAGUGAUCCAGAUGCCCUUCCCCCAUACAACGCUUACUCCCCUCCGGGAGAUGUCAAGGCGGACCUGGUGUACCUGAACUACGGCCGCGUGGAAGACUACGAGUGGCUGCAGUCUAACACCGGUAUCAACGUGAUGGGGAAGAUUGUCAUCGCCAGAUACGGGAAAAUAUACAGAGGAAGCCUGGUAAAGAAUGCUCAAGACAGAGGAGCAGUCGGGGUCAUCAUAUUUUCAGACCCAGCUGAAUACGCUUCCGGAAACGGCGACUGCGAUGUGUACCCUGACACCUGGUGGCUGCCUCCAUCUGGAGCACAAAGGGGGACAAUCUACGGCGGUGUUGGUGACCCGCUCACUCCUGGCUACCCGGCAAUCGACUCUGCAUAUCGAUACAAAGUAAACGAAACCACCAUACCAAUGCCAGCAAUACCUGCCCACCCGAUCGGAUACGGAAUAGCUGGGAAAUUAUUACGCGAGCUGGGUGGCGAGGAAGCCCCACCAUCGUGGCAGGGGCGCAUGAACCUCACUUACAGACUGGGGCCAAGGUUUCAGAAGCUGGGCUGGAAGAUGGAGAUGCGUAUAUCCACCCGGAACGUCAUGAGGACGACGUAUAACGUCAUUGGCAUCAUCAAAGGCGCCGUGGAGCCGGAUCGUUACGUGAUGGUUGGGAACCACAGAGACGCCUGGGUGUUCGGGGCCAUUGACCCGUCCAGUGGGACAGCCGUCAUGAUGGAAAUGUCGAGGGUGGUCGCAAACCUGGUCAAGUCAGGUGCUUGGCGUCCUCGGCGUUCCCUGAUGUUCUGCAGCUGGGGAGCUGAGGAAUACUCACUUAUUGGAUCUACGGAAUUUGUUGAAGAAUACAGAAAAACCCUACAUGAACGAGCAGUUGCAUACAUCAAUAUCGACGUCGCUGUCCAAGCCAACUUCUCUCUGUCUACCUCUGGAGCGCCGCUGAUGUAUAGAGCAUUAUAUGAUGCAGCGAAGAAGGUUCCUAACCCAGACAUGGACGAGAGAAGUCGGGGGAUUCUGACAGUGUAUGACAAGUGGCUGCUGAACACCCCCUCCACUGAUGACUACGGGGAUCCCAAUCCUUUGAUCCACGGGCUGGGAUCAGGCAGUGACUACGCUUCUCUCCUCCAACAAACUGGGGUAACAUCUGUCGAUCUGAGUCACACGUUUAAUAAGACAAAAUACUCAAUUCCAUUGUAUCCCCUCUACCAUUCAAUCUACGAGACUUUUUAUAUCGUCAAGAAAAUAGUGGACCCUAAUUUUGAGGCACACCGGUCAGUUGCACGGGUAGCAUUGGAGCUAGCGCGAUCACUGGCGGAAUCUCUCAUAAUCCCUCUCGGGGUAAUGGACUACGCUAUGGCUCUUGGUAGAUAUAAGGCGACCUUGCAUUUGGACUAUUCCACUAUUAUGGACGGUGUGCUUGAUAUUGAGCAACUGAAUGGAGUUAUUUUGAACUUUACCAUGGAAGCAAAGGCGUUUGAGCAACGAGUAAAAACUUUGAAUAGAAACGACCCUAUGGCAGUACGAGCUGUAAAUGACCAGCUGAUGAUGCUGGAGAGAGCUUUCCUUGAUUCAGAAGGACUACCUGACAGACCACUGAAGAAACACAUCAUAUUUGCUGAGAGCAGUACCAAUUCCUACCACGGAAGCAGCUUUCCUGGAUUGGUGGAUCUUCUUUUUAAGCUUAAAACUCAACCAAAUUCUCGCGAGAUCUUGGAGAGAGUCAAGCGCCAUUAUUCAGUGAUACUUUUUACCAUCCAAUCAGCUGCAUCCACGUUACGUGACGUCACCUCUUUUAUACCUAGACAUUUAACAUAACUUUGAAGCACACUAGUCUGUAAGGAAAUGGGUGGCGAGUGAAAUUUACAACAGCUGGAUACAGUGAAACCUCGUUAAUCCGGACAAGGUAGCUCCGAAAACCUGACCAUAGAGUUUGAAAUUAAUUAUCAAUAUUUUCACCAUCCAUGUAUCAAAAUGAAAAACACAUUCCCAUCUGGUCUUGGUAGACACGCCGUCCGGAUAAGCCAGGUUCGCCUGGAAGUGUACAUUGUGGUCUAUUUACUAAAAUUAAAUGGUUUUUUUAGAAACAAAGAAUUAUGAAAAAAGAAAAUGAUAACGUCUAAAUUUGAAAAUAAAUUAUUUCGGGAGAGAAUAUCAAUCUAUUUGUUCACAUGUUUUGUCCGUCCUGAAAAGUGAAAUAGUCUUAUAAUGUUAAAGAUUUGACUAUUUCGAACAGGAUGCAAUAUAUUCUAAAACCGAUUGCCCUGUUGUCUAAGGCGCCUCAAUUCUCUGUGCAGAGGUGCGUCGUGCCAGGAUACACUGAUCAACGGUUUGAAUCCCAGAGUUGACCUGAUUAUGAUCAUUGGUUUGUCGGUACCAUUCCCGUGCUCAUGGGAUUAAGCAAACUGGUGAGCGUCUAUGACCCUCGUCACUCUGAAAUGUUCCCUUGCAUAAAUUGUAACAGAAAUACUGUGUGCUGAGCUACGUGGAACCCAUCACACUGAUUCAAAACAGAAAUAUAAACUAGACCAUAUUCUUUCCCUGACAACACAAACAGGUAUGGUAAGAAUGGGUUAUAUUCAACAUACCUGUUCUCUAAAAGUGUAUAGCGAUGUGAAACAGAAAACUAAUUAACAAUUUUUACAAUGAUCGCAAACCAACCCAGCCAAAUUAGAUUGAACUUGUCACCUGCAUAAAAAUAUGUAUCUUGUAACAGUGAUAAUAAUGUCGCUAAUAUUGCAUCAAUGUUUUAAAUGAAUAACUCUCGAUUUAUUUCUAAUAUGUUUUAAUAAUUUGAUAUUGAUUCAUAAUAACUUGUUCAUUAUAAGGUCGGAAUUGUAGAAUGGACUCUGCUUUUAGCAGAUAUUUCUUGUGAUUAAAGGAAGGAUUUUGUCGCUUUUAUUUAUACGUAAACAUGACUUUUGUCUACAUAUUUUCUUUUAUCACACUGGUCCCCUCCCGAUAUUAAGCUAGGCUUUCUGGCAAUGCAUCUGUACAUGACUUGUUCUAUGUACUGUAUAUAAGUGUAGCAUUGUGUGCUACUGUCGCUCACUGUGUAGAGGAGGCUGUAUAAAGGCUGUAAAGUAGUUAAGGUUGUGUAUUUGUGUGUGACUGUUAUUGUAGAUUUUCACAGUUGAAUAUAUGAUAAUUAUUUAGUCAAAACAGAAAUAAACUGCAUUUAUUGUA